This is a messenger RNA of Micropterus dolomieu (smallmouth bass), 4342 nucleotides long. RefSeq names its product zinc finger protein 260-like. Gene Ontology annotation, molecular function: RNA polymerase II cis-regulatory region sequence-specific DNA binding; DNA-binding transcription factor activity, RNA polymerase II-specific. The record is from RefSeq and is a predicted model, not a curated record. Gene Ontology annotation, cellular component: nucleus. Gene Ontology annotation, biological process: regulation of transcription by RNA polymerase II. The transcript has 3 exons. NCBI's taxonomy places the organism in Eukaryota, Metazoa, Chordata, Actinopteri, Centrarchiformes, Centrarchidae. Bases 351 to 2645 code for a protein of 764 amino acids.
AUAAACGUGUUUAAGUGGACUCUGUUUAAACUUUCGGGAUGUUUCACCUCAGACUCAUCUCCUGUUAGCCAAGAAUGCUAAAGGAAGUUAGCUUGUUAGCAGGAAGUAGCCGGAGCCGGAGCUCGGCCUCACAGUCGGAGCAGCUUCCAUAGAGACCAAACUGUAUUUUUCACGGAGCCCAAAUGUCCAAAUGUCCAGAUAGAGCUGUCUGAAUAGACUCUGUGCUGUUCCCUUUAUCUGAACAUGUUUAACAUCUGAAUUAUCUCCCGGUGUCCUACGAAGCUAAUGCAGUUAGCUUAGCUUGCUAGCUGGAAACAGUCUGGAGGAAAAGCUGCUGUGAAUCAGUAAAAAUGUCUAAAGUGGAGAACGAGGAGGAACUUUGUGGACAACGCAAACUACUGGACGCUGUUUUCAAGCCUGGAGCAGACAUCCAGCUGCUGUUGGUGAGUAAAGAAAAGGUUCACCCCGAGCAGCAGGAUUGGAGCCCCAGUCUGGACCAGGAGGACCCACCAGAGCCCCCACACAUUAAAGAGGAGUGGAGCCCCAGUCUGGACCAGGAGGACCCACCAGAGACACCACACAUUAAAGAGGAGUGGAGCCCCAGUCUGGACCAGGAGGACCCACCAGAGACACCACACAUUAAAGAGGAACAGGAGGAACUCUGGACCUGUCAGGAGGGAGAGCUGGAGGAGGCUGAUCUCACCAAGUUCACAUUCACUCCUGUCCCUGUGAAGAGUGAAGAAGACGAUGAAGAGAAACCUCAGUCCUCACAGCUUCAUCCAAGACUAACUGAACAGAUGAAGACAGAAACUGAUGGAGAGGACUGUGGAGGACCAGAACCAGCCAGAAACUCAGAUCCAGCUAGACAUUUACAACCAGAUACUCAUGAAAAGAUGUCAGACUCCUCUGAACCUGAGACUGAUGACAGUUGUGAUUGGGAGGAGAUCAGGGAACCUCAGUCUGUUUCAAAUCCUCUGCAAAAUAACAGUGAAUGUAUCACUGAUGAGAAACAGUGUUGCUGCCCUGAGUGUGGUAAACUCUUCAGCCAAAACUCAAAUCUGAAGCGACACAUGAGAAUUCACACAGGUGAGAAGCCCUUCAGUUGCUCAGUUUGCAGUAAAAGAUUUAUGCAAAAGGUUUAUCUGACACACCAUAUGACACUCCACACUGGGAAGAAACGAUACAGCUGCAGUGUUUGUGACCGAGGAUUCACUUGGCCUUAUCAGCUUAAAAACCAUCAGUGUGUUGGUCGUCAGUCCUCACAGCUUCAUCAAAGAAUAACUGAAGAGAGAACAGAUGGAGAGCAUUUUAAAACAGACGGUUAUGUAGAGGACUGUGGAGGACCAGGACCAGCCAGGGAUUCAGAUCCAGAUAGACAUUUACAACCAGAUGCUGAUGAAAAGAGUUCACACCCCUCUGAACCUGAGACUGAUGACAGUUGUGAUUGGCAGAAGACCCGGGAACCUCAGUCAGGUUCAAACCCUCUGAAAAAUAACAGAUAUAAUACUGAUGAGAAAUUAUUCAGCUGCUCUGAGUGUGGUAAACGAUUCAGCCAAAACGCAUAUCUGAAGAGACACGUGAGAAUCCACACAGGGGAGAAGGCCUUCAGUUGUUCAAUUUGCAGUAAAAAAUUUUUGCAAAAGGUUUAUCUGACACACCACAUGGCGCGACACACGGCGCAGAAACGAUACAGCUGCAGUGUUUGUGGCAGAGGAUUCACUUGGCUUUAUCAGCUCAAAAACCAUCGGUGUGGUGGACCUCAGUCCUCACAGCUUCAUCAAAGUCUAACUGAACAGAUGCAAACAGAACCUGAGACUGAUGUCAGUUGUCAUUGGGAGGAAACCAGGAAACCUCAGUCAGUUUCAGACCCUCUGAAAAACAAUGAAGUCCCUGUAAGUGUUCAGGAAUGUAAUUAUGGGAAAACAUCAAGUAGCUCCUUUGAAUGUUCUACAAGCUUGAGCCACAGGGAACAUCUGCAAGAAGACAAUGGAAUACAAACGGGAGAGAAGCCCUUCAGUUGUUCAGUUUGUGGUAAAAGAUACCUCUGGAAGAGCUCCUUAACGACUCAUAUGAGAAUUCAUUCAAAAGGAAAACAUUUCAGCUGCUCAGUUUGUAGAAAACACUUUCAAGGGAGAGUAGAAGUUGUAAAUCAUAUGAGAAUCCACACAGGGCAGAAACCCUUCAGUUGCUCAAUUUGUAAAAAAACGUUUCCAUGGAGAGGCCGUGUUUUGAUGCACAUGAGAAUCCACACAGGGGAGAAACCCUUCAGUUGUUCUAUCUGUGGUUUAAGGGUCAACCAGAGCUCAACUUUGACCACACACUUAAGAGUUCAUACAGGAGAAAAACCUUUCACAUGCUCAGUUUGUAAAGCCAGUUUCAGUCGCAGAAACAAUUUGUCCAGACACUUGAGAAUGCAUACUGGGGAGAAGCCAUUUAGUUGUUCAGCUUGUGGUAAAGGAUUUCUAGAUAGGGGAGCUCUGAGACGACACUUGAGCAUCCACACAGGGAAGAAACCCUUCACUUGUUCUGUCUGUGGUAGACAAUUCACACGAAAGACACAUCUAAGACGACACUCUUCUGUCCACACAGAGUCUAAGGAGCCAGAUAUAUCCCUCAGAAGUUGGUGGAGACAAACGCAGAACUAAAAGAAGAGUGAGAAUUGAACUUAUAGGUAUGGCUGGCCGAUGAGUCCAAAAAUGUUAUCACAAUAAAAAAAUCACAUCAUUUGAUAUGUAUAAUUAUCAGGAUAAAUGUCAAAAUUAUAAAGGCAGAUUUUUCCUCCUUAGUGAAAGUUAAAGAAACCAGGUGGUUAAUUGUGUGGUUAAACUUUUGAUGCCAAACAGUGGAUCACUUAACAAAUCUAAGGCAGAACAUUCAAAACAAUUAUGAUAAAAUCUUUGUCAAAAAAUAUGAUUGGUAAAUAUUUUUCAAGUCCCUUUUCCUCAGCAAAAUAUAUUGAACAUCUGUUAUAUUGUUAUUGAGGAAAAUUAUAUUGCGAUAAUUAUCAUUAUUGAUUUAUUGCCCAGCCCUAGGUUCCACCAGCUAUAUGUAAGUUAGGGUGUAAAGUCGAUAUUAGAGGUUUAAUAACUAAGAGUUAGUCUGGAACUAAACUGGUUACACCACAAUUGCUUGGGUCAGAACAUGAGUAGUUUGGCCACUUGGCUUGGUUAUGACGUCCAAUCACCGAAGACAGAUUUCCAAACAUACUGGCUACUCUGCCUACCUACUGACGCCCCCGGCUCUCUCCUCCAGAGAUCCCCACAAAUUUUUCACUCAAGUUGAAUAUUUUCAGUAGAUUUCUACCACCUUGCGAAAUGCUGUCUGUUGGACUGCUUUCGUUUUCCAGUUUAAAAUAUUUCCACACAGACAUUUUAGCCGCGUCCUACCACAAAUUGCUCUCCGUUUAUGACACUUGUGUGACAGCUAAAGCAAAGCAGUUUAAAAAAUGCCUUGAUCGGCCCGUGUUUGUUUGAUUCUGCUCACGUGGUGAUGUUACUACCUCUGGGUGUUAGUGGACUGCUUGGAGCUUUUUGUUGACGAGGAAGAAGAAAUAAAAAGACUAUCCUACUGUUUAUACUGCAGCAAUUUGAACGGUCCAUCCAUGUUUUGUCUACAGCCUUUUGUUGCCACUGGAGAAGGAAGAAGUCGAGUUAGCAACUCCAACAGGCAGGGUCAGUUCAGUAUAUGUUGUUUUAUUAAUAAUAAAACCACAACACAAAAGUCAUAAUUACAAGAUUAUUGGAUGCUAAGUCAUAAUUUCACAGACAAUAUGGUCAAAAAUGACAGUUGGUGUUGAACAGAAAAGGUUUCCUUAGAAGGCGGAUCUAUCUAGAGAAAUGUUCAGACGGAGGAACCACAUGUUUGGGAACAAAACCUUCUCAUGUUAAUAUAAAAAGAAGUUUUCCAGUGACUGUAUUUCUGUCAAAAGGUAACACACGUUUCAGCAAUAAAGCCGUAAAGAAACCGAUGAAAACCAAAAGUGUAGCACAGUUUGAAAGAGCUGUUGCCUCUACAUGCACUGCUGGUGUGCUCUGUAUACAUCACCGUGCUGCUCACAUGUAUCAGCAAUAAUAAUCCAAUAAUUUAAUAAAUAACAUUCACAGGGGCCAUUCUGCAGCCUUACGGUUGCUUGAUGAUUUAAGAUAAUAGUUUGUUGAUCCCCAGAGGAGAGAUUCGGGUGUGACAGCAGCACAAAGACAGAAAUAAGGACAGAUAACUUACAAAAUAAACAAUCAGAAUAGAUUAAAAAUUGACUAUACAAUAUUUUAAUCUUUUUAAUUUGUAUUAUUUGAAUUGUCGGAUUUUAUUUUCCUCAGUCCAGAAGUGUUUUAAUCCUUUUUCA